AUGGCCAUCAAGAAAGUUGUACCCCAUGGAGACUGGGAAUCGCCCAUUUCCAUUGAAUCAGUCGCCUCUGGUGCGCGAAGCCUGACGGCGCCCCGUGUUUGCAGCAAGACGGGGAGGGUAUUCUUCCUCGAGAGCGAUGGAACUGGCAGGAAGGCCAUUAUGGAAAUGACUGGUCACGGUGCCGUCGACAUCUUGCCAAAGCAUUGCAGCGUGGGCAACACUGUCUACGAGUAUGGCGUCCAGGCGCUUCAGAUGCUGCCAGAUGGCCGUCUUAUAUUCUCGAAUACAGAUAAUACUGUCAGAAUAAUCGACCCGGAUACGUGUAAAGAUACGACUGUCAUUCAGAACUCGACAGUUUUGCGAUAUGGCUCUUUCACGGCGCACAAGACGUCGCCUUGGGUGCUGGCUAUCCAGGAGGACCACACCCACAACACCCCAUCUGGUGUCGAAAAUUACAUUGCCGCCAUCAAUGUCGAAACUGGAAAGGUGAAGCGCGUCAUCUCCGGGGCAGACUUUUACUUUCAACCUCGAUUCAGUGACAACGGCACACGCCUUGUUUGGCUGGAGUGGAACCAUCCCGAGAUGCUCUUUGACAUGGCCAAGCUGUGCAGCGCUGAUUGGGACAGUAGCGAUGCCACGGUCAAGAACAAGACGCUCGUAGCGGGAGGAAAUAAUGAGGGCGUGUGCGAGCCUCACUGGGGCCCCGAUGGCGCUCUGUACUUUUCGCAAGAGACUGGUGGCCACCGACAACUCUUUAGGAUUGCUCCGGAAGAUGGCAAGCCCGUCCACAUUGACUUUCUUGGGCUAACGAGAUUUGAUUUGGGGGAAUCGUCUCUUGCUGAAUCAAGUCGAACAUAUAUGCCACUAUCCAGUCGUCAUCUGCUUGUGACUGCGGUAUCCAAUGGCACAUGCCGACUCCUAUGCAUUGACCUCAAGCAGAAAUCUUGGAAGCAAGUUGCACGAGAUGAAGAAAUAUCCGCGAUUGGCGCAGAUUGCGUAUCAAGAAUUAAUGAAUCAUCUGCCCUGGUUGUCGCUAAGGGGCCGACGACGGCAAACUCCCUCUUUGAAAUCGACAUAGACGAUUCAAAGCAGAACAAACUGCUUCGAACCGCCGGUCUAUCCGGCUCCGACUUUGCAGAUGGGUUAUUGUCCAUUCCGGAGCACACAACCAUUCAAUCGCGUAGCGAGCCUCGGCAAACCCAUGGAUUUCUAUACAUGCCACGCAACAACAAGUUUACAGCCAGAGAAGGCCACCUUCCCCCGCUCAUCGUCUACGCUCACGGUGGCCCGACUGGUAUGGCCAACAGUGGCUUCAAUCUGCGUGCUCAAUACUUUACCUCGCGCGGAUAUGCAUUUCUCACCGUAAAUUAUGUGGGCUCGACUGGCUACGGCAGCGCGUAUCGACGAUAUCUCUAUGGCCGAUGGGGCGUGUCAGACACAAACGACGUUGCCGAUUUUGCAGAGCACUUGGUUGAGACGGGUCGCGUCCGCCCCGGGGCUGUCGGCAUCACGGGUGGCAGCGCAGGUGGCUACAACACCUUGCAGGCUUUGACUCGGUAUCCCAGCACAUUUGCCGGCGGCGUGUGCGCAUGCGGUAUCAGUGAUCUCGUACAGUUUGACGAGCACACGCACAAGCUGGAAUCGGAUUAUGCGAGCGCUCUGCUACUUCCCGAGGGAAGUUCAGAGGUAGACAAAAAGUGCAUUUACAAGGAUCGCAGUGCGCGGUACCAUGCGGACAAGAUUCAGUCACCUCUGCUACUUAUGCAUGGCGUUGCGGAUACUGUUGUGCCGAUCGUGCAGGCGCGCAUCAUUCAUGACAUUGUCAAGAAGAAAGGCGGCCAAGUCAGGCUCGUGGAGAUACCGGGAGAGGGCCAUAUGCUGAGCAAGCCAGACAGUGUCAGAACGUACCUCGCCGAGGAAGAGGCUUGGUGGAGAAGGACUCUACUCAAGAUCUAG
Messenger RNA from Beauveria bassiana ARSEF 2860, 1956 nucleotides. Its product is annotated as prolyl oligopeptidase. Gene Ontology annotation, molecular function: serine-type peptidase activity. The transcript has 3 exons. Bases 1 to 1956 code for a protein of 651 amino acids. Gene Ontology annotation, biological process: proteolysis. The record is from RefSeq and is a predicted model, not a curated record. NCBI's taxonomy places the organism in Eukaryota, Fungi, Ascomycota, Sordariomycetes, Hypocreales, Cordycipitaceae.